AUGGAAGUUGAAGAUGUGCGGCUGGGGGCUGAACUCGAGCGGCUCACGGAGGGAGCCACGUGGUGCCCGGUUUGGCAUCUACAACGACCGCUCUCUCCAACCACGGCCACUGCCGCGCCCCCUCUGCCGUCAUCGACCUACCUCAAGAUGGCCCCGGCUGGCACGCUGGCCGCUGACGUGGCGGUCAUGCAGCUGCUGAAGUCUUGUGACGUACCAGCCCCACACGUGCUCCACUACGCCCAAGGCGGCGAAGGCCAGGCCGACUUCCUGCUCAUCAGCGCACUGGCGGGCGUGCACGGCGCGACCGCUGAGGCCUUGUCUAGGCCCGAGGCGCUGGUGAGGAGCUUCGCCGGCGGCUUGCAAAGCCUUCACGGCCAGCACUCGACGGCCCUCUUGCGCAGUGCUGAAGACCUGGGCGCCAAGUUCGACAGGCGGGUGGCGGUGCGAGUGGCCCGGGUGGAGCGGAGGCUGCGUGUGGGCGAGGUGCCCGGCCACGCAGAGCGGCUGGAGGCCAUUCUAGCCCAUGUCGCAAAACCGCCGCCCAACGUCGAAUCCGAUCUGGUGUUCACCCACGGCGACUACUGCCUGCCGAACGUCAUCUUCCAGAUCCUCAACAAUCAGGCCGGUGAAACCGAGGCGGAGCUGCGAGUGGUCGGCUUCGUGGACCUGGGCUCGGCUGGCGUGGCCGAUCGAUACGUGGACCUGGCCAGCGCCGUGUGGAGCCUCAGAUUCAACGGGUUGGAGAAACACGUCCCUGCCUUUCUGCAGUGCUACACCGCCAGGUCCGAGUUGUCGGGUCACAAGAUCACCAUCAACCAGGACAAGCUCGACUGGUACAUCAACAUGUUCACCCUGACCUGA
This is a messenger RNA of Acanthamoeba castellanii str. Neff, 861 nucleotides long. Its product is annotated as phosphotransferase enzyme family protein. Gene Ontology annotation, biological process: response to antibiotic. NCBI's taxonomy places the organism in Eukaryota, Discosea, Longamoebia, Acanthamoebidae. Bases 1 to 861 code for a protein of 286 amino acids. The record is from RefSeq and is a predicted model, not a curated record. The transcript has 2 exons. Gene Ontology annotation, molecular function: phosphotransferase activity, alcohol group as acceptor; ATP binding.